This is a messenger RNA of Sycon ciliatum, 2760 nucleotides long. Its product is annotated as disintegrin and metalloproteinase domain-containing protein 10-like. The coding region runs from base 197 to 2365 and encodes 722 amino acids. The record is from RefSeq and is a predicted model, not a curated record. Gene Ontology annotation, biological process: membrane protein ectodomain proteolysis; Notch signaling pathway. Gene Ontology annotation, cellular component: plasma membrane. NCBI's taxonomy places the organism in Eukaryota, Metazoa, Porifera, Calcarea, Leucosolenida, Sycettidae. Gene Ontology annotation, molecular function: metalloendopeptidase activity. The transcript is spliced from 15 exons.
UAGUACACGACCCCUAGCCCUGCUCCUUCCUUUCUCUUCCUAGCAGCUUGGUGAUUUUGUCUUCGGAGUUGAUUGUCGAUGGUGAAGAAGGCCGUUGUCAUUGUCUUUGUGAUUGAGAGACAUGUCAGUACUGCCCAAUAUCUUGGGUUGAACUCAAACCAAUUUCCUUACGCCAGGUCACAGCUGCUACACCGUUAUGUUUGCUGUUCCCAUUGGUGGGGCAAAUGUCCCCAUGACGACUUUUCCGCAGCGAUUUGCGGCGCUUCUCAUCGUUUGCCUUGGAAUUAGGAUUUGUUACAGUUUACCUCCACUCGCCCACGGAAUCGAUGACUAUGAUGUUCUAUCCUAUCCGGCAUGGAGCUCAGUGGAAUCAAGACGCGCCGAUGCUCAUCUGGAAGUGGCAUUUAACGCUUUGGAUUUGAAAUUUCAUAUCAACCUGUCGUUGGACAGCCCACGUCCUAUUCUACAGGAUGUUGAAGGCCAUUUGCUUUCUGGAGGCGAGAAGCGGCCACUGACAGAGGAGGACCUGGAUCACCAGUAUGUCUCGGGUUUUGAUGCCAACAUGGCUGGAUCAACAAUAAUCGGAUACAUCAGACGCGGCCUAUUCUUUGGUCAGAUUAUACACCCUGAGAACGCUGUAUUCUAUGUUGAAAGGGCGGAGGCCCACGGCAUUGUCAGCGAUGAUUUUCACUCUGUAAUAUAUGAAUCGUCCUCAGCACUCCAUGUGCACGGUGACUAUGCAGCCCCUUUGGUUUCUUCUCAUUACUAUUCACCUCUGCUGCACCGCUGGAAGCGUGACUUUCCCAGUAACUCCUGGAUGAAGCGCGUGUGUACUGUCCAUGCAGUCGCAGAUCACCUUUUCUUCGAGGACGUUGGAAAUGGAAAUGUUGCCGAUACUAUUGAUGCAAUGGCCCAGCAUAUCCGGACCACGAAUGCAGCACUUGUCCAAACAGAUUUUGACUUUGACGGUCUACCAGAUCAGCUGGGCAUUGCUAUGUCAAGGAUAACUAUUUUCACGCCGGAGAAUGAAAAAAGCCCAGACUAUCUAUUUCCAUCGUCGGUGCUCGAACCACACAAGCUGCUAAUGCAAGCGCAGCAUAUGGAUUUAAAGGAUGUCUGCAUUGGUGUUGUAUUUACAUCCCGGGACUUAACCAAAUCAAAUCUAGGAAUUGCGUUCCAAGCCAGUUCAGUUCUUGGUGGUAUUUGCUCCAAUGCCGGACCUGUUUACAAUGUGAUGAUCGUUGCGUUUGUCUCCAAUGGCAGGCGCUUGUCACCGCUACUGACUGAAGUGACCCUAAUGCAUGAACUAGGACAUGCAAUGGGUGCCUCUCAUGAUACCAGUGCAUGUCAUGACAGCGACGAUCCCAGUGGAUACUACAUAAUGUAUGCCAAGUCCACACCGGGCUACAUGCGCAAUAACCGCAUGUUCAGCUCAUGCAGCCGCCACCAGAUUGCCAACGUCAUGCGACACCGAGCUGAUAUCCAACGGUGUUUGAAACAUGUGAACCAGUCCUACUGCGGCAAUGGGAUAGUUGAAUCCGGUGAAGAAUGUGACUGCGGAAGCGCGAAGGACUGCGAGGCUAUCGACAAGUGCUGCUACCCGCGUGAGCAUCCCUUGGGAGGCUGCACCGUACAGCGCGAUAAAGGAUACCAAUGCAGUCCGAACAAAGGACCAUGUUGUACUGACCAAUGCCAGUUCAAGCCGUCAACAACACUGUGUGGAAUGAGGAGUGAUUGCAAGCAACAGUCGGUUUGCAGUGGUGACAGUCUUCAUUGUCCUCCUUCACAGCCACACCGGGAUAUGAGAAGGUGUGCCAAUGGCGGUGCAGUCUGUGUUGAAGGCGAGUGCAUUGGCUCCCCUUGCCUCCUUCUAAAGGAUAUUGGUUGGUCCGUAUGCGAAUGCCGGAGCACCGGCACUUCCUGCCAUGUGUGCUGCGAGAAGAACGGCAUUUGUGUGGACACAUUUUCAGGACAUGCGGACUUCGUCACGGCGAAUAUUUCAAGUUUGCUGCAUCCUAGCAACACACCAUGUCAUCACUAUGAGGGAUAUUGCAGCAGCGAAGGUGUUUGCAAGGGUGUUGACUUCGAUGACUACACCGAGGCUGUCGGCAAAGUGUUCCACCAUGUCUUUGCUGGAAUGAAGGCACUGCUGAACUUCUGGUACCUGGUACUGUUUUCACUGAUGCUGGGACCACUGGCCUUUUAUUCAUGGAAGUUGGCAAGCCUCUCCUCGACUGACAUCCACCAGCGCUACGAGGCCUUCAAGGUGAGAGUCAGCGAGGACUUCACUGCGCCCGAACAACCGCCGGAAAGGAACAAAGCUCGCUCGCCUAGGAGAGUCUCACAGUCUACACACGCGCUAUAGACACCGUGUUACAGCAUAUGGUUACGUCACUACAUGUACUAUGUACCUGGUCACCUUCAAUCUACUGUGAACGUAUGUAUAUAGCAGCUACUGUUGCUGACAUCUGACCAGUUCUAAGCCCAGCAUGUAGAAAAAUUGGAAUUGGAAUAUCAGCGACUAGAAAUUGGAAUAUAGAACACAGCAAUAUUCAUGCCAAGAUUAGCAACUAAGCUAAGCCUCACUUACAAAGGCGCCUAUAGAUGGGCACGUUUUUUAGUUCCGUACGCCAUGACUGGAACCAUUCUCUUGCUUACAACCUAGACAGUGAUAUAGUUUUACAACAUGCAUUUAAACAAAACGUAUACACCAUAGAGUAUUUGAAUAUAUCAAAAGAAUUCAUGACGUUUCAGAAUGGA